AUGGACAAUUUGGCUAAAAACGCCAGUAAAAAACCCAUCGUGAUAGGUAAUUAUCGUUUAGAACGAACGAUUGGCAAAGGAAAUUUCGCCGAGGUCAAAUUGGCAAUCCACAUACCGACCAAGAGUAAAGUGGCAAUUAAAAUCGUUGAUAAAACGAGACUAGAUGAAGAUAACUUAAAUAAAGUUUUACGUGAAAUUCACAUCAUCAAGAUGUUGGAUAAUCCCCAUAUUAUUCAACUAUUUGAGGUGAUGAAAAGUAGCCAGUUUUUAUAUAUUGUCACCGAAUACGCGAGUGGUGGCGAGAUAUUCGAAUAUUUGGUGUCUCGUGGUCGCUUGCCGGAAAGAGAAGCUGCUAGGAUCUUUAAGCAGACUUUAUCAGCUAUAGAAUACUGCCAUACAAAUCAUAUUGUACAUCGUGAUAUUAAGGCCGAAAAUCUGUUACUCGACGCCAAUAUGAAUAUCAAACUAGCAGAUUUUGGUUUUAGUAACUUUUACCGGCCAAAGAAUUUUUUGAAAACAUGUUGUGGAAGCCCACCUUAUGCUGCCCCAGAAUUAUUUGAAGGGAAAGAGUAUGAUGGCUAUAAAACUGAUAUUUGGAGUCUUGGCGUUUUACUAUACGUCUUGGUAAGUGGUGCACUACCGUUCGACGGAUCAAAUUUAGCCCGUUUAAGAAUGCGCGUUCUAAGCGCACACUAUCGUAUCCCAUUUUUUAUGUCGCAAGACUGUGAAUCUUUAAUUCGUAAUAUGCUGGUCAAAGAUCCCGUAAAACGAUAUACUAUAGAACAGAUAAAACGUCAUAAAUGGUUAAAAUUGGCGCCGCAAAAUUCUGAAAUUCCUAAGAUAAUAGAAAAGAGAGGAAAUAUUGCUGAAAAUAUUGUAGAAGAAGUUCUAGUAGAAUUAGAAAAAUUAAAUAUUGCUCGAGAAGAUACUAAAAGAGUAAGUUCUUUGAUAUGA
This is a messenger RNA of Trichoplax adhaerens, 954 nucleotides long. RefSeq lists its product as uncharacterized. The record is from RefSeq and is a predicted model, not a curated record. The coding region runs from base 1 to 954 and encodes 317 amino acids. Lineage: Eukaryota; Metazoa; Placozoa; Uniplacotomia; Trichoplacea; Trichoplacidae. Gene Ontology annotation, molecular function: ATP binding; protein serine/threonine kinase activity; tau-protein kinase activity. The transcript is spliced from 8 exons. Gene Ontology annotation, biological process: intracellular signal transduction; microtubule cytoskeleton organization; protein phosphorylation. Gene Ontology annotation, cellular component: cytoplasm.